AUGAUGACUAUCACGACACCCACCCCCCCACCCCCACCCCAACCCGCUACAACAACCGCCACAACAACCGUCAAAACGGUCACCAUGAUGACCAUCACUAUGACCGACACUAUGACCGCCACUAUGAUCGUAGCCACGGCCGCCAUGACACCCACCAUAACGACCACCAUGACGACCAUCCUGAUGAUCAUCACGACGACCACCACGAUGAUCUUCACGAUGACCACCGUGAAAACGGGGAUGAUCACCAUGGCAAUGAUGACCAUGCCCAUCGUCCUCGUCCAGCCUAUAACGCUGUUCGUUGCUCAUAUUUUGCUGUUUUGUAUUCCAACAGGUACCCGGAAAAAGCCAAAGAGUCCGGAUGCUUUCCAGAUUGGCUUCCCUAUGCGCACUAACUACAUGUAUGGAAGGAUAAAGAAGACCCUACUCAUUGAAAUCUUCGCCCUCACUGUCUGCCUCUGGAUAAAAGGGGGAUCAGGGCCUGGCCUCGGCACGCCCUUCUCCUACUCUGUCCCGGGACAGGCCAACGAACUGGUUCUGAUCGAAUGGGGCAACAACCCCAUGGAACUACUGGUUAACGACAAUGCAGUGACAUUGCCCAUGGCAAUGACGGAUGGGAAGUGGCACCACCUGUGCAUGACAUGGUCAACACACGAUGGGCAUUGGGAGGCCUUCCAGGAUGGUGUUAAAAGGGGGUCUGGAGAGAACCUAUCUACAUGGCAUCCCAUCAAGCCUGGUGGAGUCUUUAUUCUGGGCCAGGAACAGGAUACCCUAGGUGGCCGAUUUGACGCCACCCAGUCCUUCGUGGGCGAGAUGUCAGACCUCCAGUUGUGGUCCCGCGUUCUCACACCCAAUGAAAUCUAUAGCCAGGCUUCCUGCGGAGGUCACCUGGCGGGUGACCUCAUCUCCUGGACAGAGGCAGUGGUCGAGCUUCACGGCGGGGUCACCAAAUACCCCUUUGACCCCUGCCACUAAGGUCUACCCCACUCUGCCUCAUCGAAAUGGCCCCUGAUGUUAUUUAACGAGCUGUCUGGUGUGGCAGCAGGGCUCUGUGCACUACGCUGCAGACACAUGACAGGCCCUUAGCAACAAACCAGGCUGGCCCUUAGCCAUUCUGCAAUUUUGCCAUCCCUUUCCUCUCUGUUCUGCCUUCCCCCUCGCUGGGCCGAGGAACUGGGAAGACUUUAAAAGAGCAAAGGCUGGAUUUAACUGAAUGGCCAUGACCGCUGCUGCUCCCGGGAUCCAAUACCGGUAAUAGGAUUCCCUGUCUUUAAAUGGGUCCACCCAUGUUUGCCUCGGCCUUAGUAAAGCCCUUCAUCAGUCAGGUGUUCAAGGAAUCAUAACAUUUUACUGGGACAUAUUAUGCCGGGAUAUGGUUCUCAAAAUCCUAAUACUGCAGAUGUUAUUUGUUCGUCUUUCUGUUUUUGACUGGUAAGCAGGACGAUACCAGUGACUAAAAGGAACGCACUGAGGUGGAAUGCUCAUAAACCAACUGUGGACAGUAUGGAAUGAACAAACAUAAAGGCACUCAAAACAGCCACACAGAUGGCAAGUGUAUGAGUUAAAAGACAUUGAUAAUGAUUUGAUGAUUGAAUGUGAUGAAUGUGAGGUACUACAUUGUAUUUUUUGUACAUGAAGA
Molecule: messenger RNA, 1639 nt
Organism: Salvelinus sp. IW2-2015
Lineage: Eukaryota; Metazoa; Chordata; Actinopteri; Salmoniformes; Salmonidae
Source: RefSeq, a predicted model, not a curated record